Salarias fasciatus (jewelled blenny) is the source of this 951-nucleotide messenger RNA. Its product is annotated as semaphorin-3D-like. NCBI's taxonomy places the organism in Eukaryota, Metazoa, Chordata, Actinopteri, Blenniiformes, Blenniidae. Gene Ontology annotation, biological process: neural crest cell migration; positive regulation of cell migration; semaphorin-plexin signaling pathway. The coding region runs from base 1 to 951 and encodes 316 amino acids. Gene Ontology annotation, molecular function: chemorepellent activity; semaphorin receptor binding. The transcript is spliced from 5 exons. The record is from RefSeq and is a predicted model, not a curated record. Gene Ontology annotation, cellular component: plasma membrane.
AUGAAGCUGUCCACCAAGAGGCAGCUGUGGGUGUCCAGUGCGGGGGCGUGGCCCACUGGGGUCCAGCGCUGCGGCCGCUACGGCGCCGGCUGUGAAGACUGCUGCCUGUCCAGAGACCCGUACUGCAGCUGGGACGGACAGGCCUGCUCCCCGUCUUCCCCAGCAGCAGGAGGUCCGUCCCCCGCCGAGGACACGUCACCUGCACCGUCCCCCGCUCCGACUCAGGUAUGGAGACCCCUGGAUCAGUGUCCCGCCACAGAGGACGAAGUGGAGGUGAGGCCGGUCUUCGCGGUGGAGGGGAACUCCUCCUUCCUGGAGUGUUCUCCUCGCUCUCCUCAGGCCGAGCUCAGGUGGAAGGUGCAGCUUCCUGACAGCGAGCAGCAGCAGAGUGUGAGCGACCCGGAGGAGAGCAGAGAGGUGCCGUUGAGCUCCUCCUCUCGGUUCCUCCAGAUGAGUGGCGGGUUGCUGGUUCGAUUCCUGGCGCUGUCUGACUCUGGGCUCUACACCUGCUCCAGCCAGGAGCGCUCGUACAGGCGGGUCGUGGCCCGGUACCAGCUCCACGUGGUCCCGAGCGCGGGCCUGGGCGCCACCCGUCACCCGCAGCCCCGCCCCCACCUGUGGCUGCCUCCGCAGGCCACGCCCUACAGAGACCCGCGCCUGGCGGGGGGCAACAGCCUGAGCGCCGAGCGGCACUGCGAGCAGCUGUGGUUCCGCGAGAAGCGGCGGCAGCAGAAGCUGCGAGCGCUGAAGCUGAAGGAGGGCCGCAAGGCCCGGUGUGGAGGAACAACCCCGCCCUGCCCCCCCCAUAGAGCCCCCAUGGCCCGGGUGAGGAGGAACAACCCGCCCUGCCCCCCCCAUAGAGCCCCGCAUGGCCCGGGUGAGGAGGAACAACCCCGCCUGGCCCGGCCGCCCCCCUCCGCUGUGGUCCUCCAGAUGUUGACAGCUGUUUGA